CAGCUCUCAGGACCACAUGAUCACUCACACACACAGACCCUCCCACACACAAAAGCUGCGACAGGCUCUUCCUGUAGUUUGGCCACAUUUGCAGCCAGGAAGAGAAGACGAUGUGUGUCAGGACGUGUUUUUCCGCACUGGGACUGCUGGCUGGGCUGUGUUGUUCCAUUCUGGGGUCCACAGAGGGGGGGAAGGUGCUGGUAAUUCCAGCCGAUGGGAGUCACUGGUUGAGCAUGAAGAUCUUGGUGAAGGAGUUGACACACAGAGGACAUGACGUGUUGGUUUUGGUCCCUGAGACCAGUCUGCUGAUCGAAAGCAAAGAGGACUACAGGACUCAGGUUUACAAAGUGCCCUACAACAAAGCCUUCCUGGACAGCAAAUUUAAGCAGCUCACGGACACCAUCUUCGAGAUUCCGGUGUUAGACGACGUGUUUUUCCUUACAGGCGUUUUGGUCAACUUUACGUCAUUCCAGGCAAAAGGCUGUAGAAGCCUCCUUGACAAUCAGCCUCUGCUGAGCCAGCUGAGGGGUGAAGCCUUCGAUCUGGUGCUGACAGACCCUUUCCUCCCGUGCGGCUCCAUCCUGGCUCGGAUCUUUGGCAUCCCGGCUGUUUACUUCCUUUCCGGGCUUCCCUGCGACUUAACUUCCAAGGCUAACCGGUGUCCCGUUCCGUUGUCUUAUGUUCCCAAAUUCUACUCUGGUAACACAGAUGUCAUGACCUUCACAGAGAGGGUCAAAAACAACGUUAUGGGUCUGGCGGAGUCUUAUGUGUGUCAUCUCAUGUAUGCCCACUUUGACGAGCUGGUCAACGAGUAUGUGGAGGAAGGCAUGAGCUACAUGAAACUGUUGAGCCAUGGCGCUAUUUGGCUCCUGAGGUACGACUUUGUCCUGGAGUGGCCCAAACCCGUGAUGCCCAACAUGUUUUUUAUUGGCGGUAUCAACUGUGCAAAGCACCAACCCCUGCCCGCGGAUUUGGAGGAGUUCGUCGAAGGGUCAGGGGAUGAUGGUUUUAUCGUCUUUACUUUGGGCUCCAUGGUGUCCAAAAUGCCGCAGGAGAAAGCGCAACAAUUCCUUGAAGCCUUUCGGCAGAUUCCACAGAAGGUUUUGUGGCGAUACACUGGAGUUGAACUUAAGAAUGUGCCAAAGAAUGUGAAACUGAUGAAGUGGCUACCUCAGAAUGAUCUUUUAGCUCACCCCAAGGCCAAAGCGUUUGUCACCCACGGAGGGAGCCACGCUAUCUAUGAAGGCCUCUGCAACGCCGUUCCCAUGCUCAUGUUUCCACUGUUUGGAGAUCAGCCGGACAAUGUUCGUCGCCUGGUGGCGCGUGGCGUUGCCGAGACGCUCAGUAUGCACGAGGUGAAGACAGACGAACUGCUGGUGGCUCUGAAAAAUAUUAUCAACAACAAACGUUAUAAAGAAAAGAUGGUGAAAUUGUCCGCGAUACACCUGGACCGCCCUGUUCAGCCUUUGGACCUGGCUGCCUUCUGGACCGAGUUUGUGAUGAGACACAAAGGAGCAGCGCAUCUGCGCGCAGCGGCACACGAUUUGAACUGGGUCCAAUACCACAGCCUGGAUGUCGUCGCUUUCCUGCUCACUGUGGUUGUGACUGCUCUGUGGGUGACUCUUAAGUGCUGCUUGUUCUGCACCCGCAAGUGUUGCACAAAGGGGACUGCAAAGAGGAAAUCCGAGUAA
This is a messenger RNA of Syngnathoides biaculeatus (alligator pipefish), 1691 nucleotides long. RefSeq names its product UDP-glucuronosyltransferase-like. Bases 111 to 1691 code for a protein of 526 amino acids. The transcript is spliced from 5 exons. NCBI's taxonomy places the organism in Eukaryota, Metazoa, Chordata, Actinopteri, Syngnathiformes, Syngnathidae. The record is from RefSeq and is a predicted model, not a curated record. Gene Ontology annotation, molecular function: UDP-glycosyltransferase activity.